CGCCAGGCUCUCCCGACCCGCUGCAGGAGAAACAGCUGUUUGAGGGAGACAUCGAGGUUUCGUCUGAAGAACAGCUGAUUCAGGAAUUUAUGACGACCCGCAACGCCGUCACCAGCCUGAGGAAGAGAUGGCCGGGCGCGACGGUGCCCUACGAGAUCUCUGCGACCUUGCCCCACGCCGCCCGCUUGGCUAUCGGCGCCGCUAUCUUGCAACUGCACAUCAACACGUGCAUCCGACUCGUGCCCAGGACCAGCCAGAGGGAUUACGUGCUCUUCCGCGCCUCGGAUGUUCUCUUCAUCAAAAAAUUCUUUGUUUAUCCAGUCACUAGACAUAACAUCAAAAUUUCCAUUUUUUUUCUCCCCUCUUUUAGGUGCAGUUCCAGCGUCGGCCGCCAGGGGUCCAGGCAGAUAGUGCGCCUUUCGCCUCGAUGUUACACGCCAGGCAUCGUCGUCCACGAAAUCAUGCACGCUUUAGGUUUCUGGCACGAACAGGCGCGCGCCGACAGAGAUGAUCACGUGACUGUUCUUUGGGACAACGUGCUUAAUAAUAUGAAGCACAACUUCGCUCGAAAAAGAGGUUCUACCGUUCAAGAUUUUGGCACAGCUUAUGAUUAUGAUGAACCUUGUCUCGACGACCACAUCUACUGCGCCUUCUGGGCCGAGGCAGGCGAAUGCGCCUCCAACGGGAGCUUUAUGCGGCGCUUCUGCAGAUAUUCGUGCUUAUCAUGUCUGCCUGCAGAUCUACCAUUUUAA
Penaeus chinensis is the source of this 752-nucleotide messenger RNA. RefSeq names its product zinc metalloproteinase nas-14-like. Gene Ontology annotation, biological process: proteolysis. Bases 90 to 752 code for a protein of 220 amino acids. The record is from RefSeq and is a predicted model, not a curated record. Gene Ontology annotation, molecular function: metalloendopeptidase activity; zinc ion binding. NCBI's taxonomy places the organism in Eukaryota, Metazoa, Arthropoda, Malacostraca, Decapoda, Penaeidae. The transcript is spliced from 8 exons.